AUUCACUGUAUAUCGCUCACUCAAGAGGCGAAAGAGAAAGAACAUGUCAUCGAAUUGUUUGAGAAAUCAAAAUCUCCUAUUAGCCGGAUUAUCAUUUAUGGGCGAAGAUUUAAGCGAUUUUAAUACGUUAGAAGAAGAAAUAAAGGAAAUAUCUAUAUAUAAAAGUCCAAUAUCCAUCCUAACGGAAUAUUCUCAAUGUACGAAUAAACCUGUUGAUUACAUCGAAAUGGACAGCUUUUCAUCAACAUGGUUAGAUUUACAAUAAUUCUUUAAUUAUAUUUUAAAGUAGAAACUUUUUAUAGCAAAAUAAAUAAUUUCAUUUUUUCCUCCUUGCUCUCUCUCUCUCGCUCCCGCUCUUUCGCUCUCUUCCUCCUCUCCAUAUAGCUAUAUUUACUGCGUUAAAAUAGAGUCUAGAUUCUAUCGAAAAGUUAAAGCGUCAACAAAAAAAGACGCUAAACAAGGUGCAGCGUUGUUAGCUUGGAAAAGAAUUAUUCGAGAUCUAAUGGAUGAGAUAGAAGAUAGGAAGAGAGAAUGCAACUUUGAAGAAGCAAUUGUGUGCGAAAUUCAUAAGAAAUUCUUGGAAAUGUGCAUUGUAAAUCCGAAUAUAAGCUUUGGUAAAAAGGUCGUUGCCGGCUUCUAUCUAAAGGGAAAGAAUAGCGAAGGAUCAGUCAUAAGUAUUGGUACGGGUAAUAAAUGCAUUUCGUCGCAAUAUCUUACAUUAAAAGGUGAGUGUCUAUUGGAUACACACGCCGAAAUAAUAGCCAGAAGAGGAUUAAAAAGAUAUUUCAUGGAAGAAAUUGAUAAUUUUUACAAGAAUAAACCGUCGAUUUUCGUUGAAGAAGGCGCAAAUCUAAAGAUGAACAAUAAUUAUUCAAUUCACCUUUACAUUUCGUGCGCGCCUUGCGGCGAUUCGGCAAUAUUUCCGAAUGGUUGUAGUUAUGAUCCUAAGGUUCACGGACUGCUAAGAACAAAAAUUGAAGCAGGAGAAGGCGCCGUUUUAAUAGAAGAAAAUUAUCAACAAUCGCUAUUGUCUUUAAAAUUGGGAAAACGUCUAAGAAUUAUGAGUUGUUCAGAUAAAAUAUGUAGAUGGCUUAAUAUUGGCUUACAAGGCUCAUUGUUGUCUCAUUUUCUUCGACCAGUUUACUUGGAGUCGAUUAUCGUUGGCGAAAAAUACUAUCCGGAACAUUUAAAUAGAGCUUUAAAUGGUCGUAACUUUACAAAUUCCAAUUCUAUUAGAAUUCAUCAUACGGAUAUACAAGUACCAUUUUAUUAUUCUCGUUUAACGCAUAUAUCAGUAAACUGGUAUAAAACAUCUGAUUGUAUUGAAAUAAUAGACAGUCAAAGUGGUCUAGCAGUUGAUAAACAAUCUUCAAGGUUAUCUAAAUGCCAAAUAUUUAAGCGUUUUAGUCAAGUUUGCGAAGAUUCGAAUAGGCAAAAGGUGUUGGGUGAAACUUAUAAAGAUACAAAGGACAAUUGCCUCUCUUAUUCUUUAGCUAAAAAAUUUCUCUACGAUAAAUUUGUAGAAAAUCGAUGUGGUACAUGGGUUCACGCUCCUUCUGAACUGUCAAUUUUCGCCUUAGAAUAG
This is a messenger RNA of Dimorphilus gyrociliatus, 1585 nucleotides long. The record is from the annotation of a GenBank genome assembly. NCBI's taxonomy places the organism in Eukaryota, Metazoa, Annelida, Polychaeta, Dinophilidae.